AGGCGCAGCUGAUCUGGUUCAGCAGUUGAGAAUCGUCGGGGUUUGGGGCCACUAGGAAACCUCAAGGUUUCCACUGAAUUAAACAAGGAUACCCGACUUUUUCUGAUUUCACAGCGCCGACAGGAUAUACCAGCAUGGUGGUGGUAGCAGCAACAGGGACUGGGGCAGCCCAUAAAGUGCUCCUGAUAUCCGGGAAGCAGACCGGCUCAUCCAGCGGCUCACAGGCAGGCUUCAGCCGGCCGAUCUCUGUGGUGUUACCGUCUGCGCUGAGCCAGGCGUCCUCGGACUCAGACUCCAACUCUUCUGCGGGGCCCCCCAUACGAAAGAGACAGAGACUCACACACCUGAGUCCGGAAGAGAAAGCACUUCGCAGGAAACUGAAGAACAGAGUCGCAGCCCAGACAGCCAGAGACAGAAAAAAGGCCAAGAUGGGGGAGCUGGAACAGCAAGUCCUGGAGAUGGAGCUGGAGAAUCAGAAACUUCACAUUGAAAACAGGCUGCUUCGGGAAAAGACGAGUGGCUUAAUGACAGAAAACGAGGAACUGAGACAGAGACUGGGGUUGGACACCCUCGACACAAAGGAGAAGGUUCAGGGUCUGUUGUCCACCGGGAACGAAACAGGUUUGGGGAUCGGGUCUUCUGAGUGCAGCACUCAGGCUACGUGUGCCUCCGCAGCAGGUGCAGGCCCAGCAGUCCCUAAAUCUGAAGACUUCUCAAUGGAUACAGACAGUACUGACUCUACAGACAAUGAGUCUGAUUUGCUGCUGGGCAUUCUGGACAUCCUUGACCCAGAGCUGUUCCUCAAGUCUUGUGAGCAGGAGUGCCAGGAGCCGCAGGUGCUGCUGGUCGGAGGGGGGAACCCAGUACCUCCCACCACACCUGCGUCUCUGGGGACCCCACCAGUUAAGCUGGAGGCCCUUAAUGAACUGAUCCACUUUGACCACAUCUACACCAAGCCCGUGGAGGAGGUGAGCGGUGGGCUGUGCAGCGACUCAGAGAGCGAGACAGACGAGAAGAUCGAAGAGGAAGACUUGACCAUGUCCGAGGAGGUGGUGGUGGUGGUGGAGGAGGAGGAGACGGAGACGGAGACGGUGUGCGUCAAAGAUGAGCCAGAGGAAGUGGUCAUCCCCAGCUAUGACUCUCACAGCGAGGUGGUUGACUUUCUCUCUGCAGAGUCCUCCCCCGCCCUCAGUGGCCUGGACAAGGAAGCCUGCCUGGCGGAUACCUACAGCGACUCCGGAUACGAAGGGUCCCCUUCCCCUUUCAGUGACAUGUCCUCUCCUCUGUGCUCUGAGAGCUCCUGGGAGGACAUGUUCGCUAAUGAACUCUUCCCCCAGCUUAUCAGUGUCUGAAUCCAUCCCCUCAACCCAAUAACUUAUAUUCUAUAUACCCAUAAGAGCUAUUGUGUAGUGUUCAAUAACUACAGAUGCUUAAUAGUAACUCAGAACACCUCCAAACCCGCUCGUAUCAUGUAUAAAGCUAAAAUUUAGCAAAUAAUCUCCUUUAUAUUACAGCAGGUCUGUACCACUGGCGAUGCUGCAUUGACUUGUGGGAGAUGGAGUUCACGACAGCUUCUAUUGGCAUCAGGAUUUAAGAUUGAUUCCAAAUCUUUCACUCUCUAUUCAAAAUAAUUGUGGGUGGAAUCCAGUAUUUCUGUAAAUUAAAGAGGGGGACGGGGACGAUCAUUUAAAUACAUUUUUAUUUAUUUGUUAUUCUGCUUCGGAGUCGUUGUAUGACGUCAUGUACAAAAGCUUUCUUCUAAUUUGUUCUCGCUCUCUAUGUAGUCUAAUUACUGCAUUAAAAAACUUUUUGCAUCGCA
Notolabrus celidotus (New Zealand spotty) is the source of this 1819-nucleotide messenger RNA. RefSeq names its product X-box binding protein 1 (gene xbp1). Gene Ontology annotation, cellular component: nucleus. Gene Ontology annotation, molecular function: DNA-binding transcription factor activity, RNA polymerase II-specific; RNA polymerase II transcription regulatory region sequence-specific DNA binding. NCBI's taxonomy places the organism in Eukaryota, Metazoa, Chordata, Actinopteri, Labriformes, Labridae. The record is from RefSeq and is a predicted model, not a curated record.